AUGUCUUCAAAAGAGAAAAUUGAAAAUAAUAAAGUGUUUAAUAGAAGAAGAAAAGCACAAAAACAAUAUGAAUGUGUAAAACUUAUGAAUCUUGAUGAAUUAGGUCAAUCUUUAUCUAAUAUUAAAAAAGUAAUAAAACCCGAAUAUACAAGUCCAGAAAUUAGUGGCAAAGAAAAUGAAAAAGAUCUUUGCGAACUAAUUCAAAAACUCAAUCAAGAAAAUGAAAAAAAAGAAAGAUCUUCAAAGCGUCAGAAAAAACACAAAGGUAGUCUAUCUACAUUACGUAUUGAAACCCAUUUAUCUGUUGCUCCUAAUUCAGAUGAUGUUAAUGAUGGUAUUUGGCCAGCCUGGGCUUUACCAGAUAAUCGUGAUGAUGCUGAUCAUGACUUCGAAUCUGAUAAUUAA
Cetraspora pellucida is the source of this 405-nucleotide messenger RNA. The record is from the annotation of a GenBank genome assembly. Lineage: Eukaryota; Fungi; Glomeromycota; Glomeromycetes; Diversisporales; Gigasporaceae.